GUAUUGAAGUAUAUUUUAUUUUCGUUCUUCGUAUGUUUAAAUCUUUAUAUUGUGUGUCAAAAAUUUUAGUUGUUUAGAAAAAUUGCAGAAAUUAAAAAAGUAUAAUUGUAUGUUAGCUGAGUGUACUCGUCCAUAACAUAUUCCACUAAAUAGUACAAUGAAUUAACUUUUAAUAAUUUCUAGAAAUAUUCGAUACUAUUAAUUCGAUAUUAUUAAAUUGAAAUUUUGAAAACGGAAAUACAUUCAAAUAACAAUGACUGUUAAGGAGUGGAUUGUAACAUUAAAACCUGUACAAUUAUACAUAAUUAUGUUUACUACUUUAACAUUCUUUAUAAUAGAAAUGAGUGCAAGCUAUAUUACGCAUUCUUUAACUCUUUUACUACAUUCUUAUUACAUGCUAUGUAAUAUUAUAGCUCUUACUGGAUACUUAGCGUCGACAAAGAAAUCAUCUUCUGAUAGACAAAUAAGAAGCACUUUUGGAUGGGCAAGAAUUGACAUUGUAACAAUGUUAGUAUGCUGUGUUCUUGUCGCUUCAUUCUGUUUCUCUAUUUUAAUUGAAGCAGUACAAAAAUUAAUUCACAUUGAUCAUUUAGAUGCUAUGCAUCAUCCAAUACCAGUUAUGUUCAUAGGUUUUAUUGGAAUUAUACUACAUAUAUUAUACUACAUUUUUAUUGGUGAAUACUCAUUGAAUCAGGGAAUUUACUUACAAUUCUCUAAAGCUGGUUUAAUUUUGCCUAGAUGCUUGAAACUGCAAGCAAUGCAUACUGACAGAGAUCUGCGAAAAUGUAAUUCUCUUAUUUUGACCAAAAGUAAAGGAAUAAGAGAAAUGUGUCGAGAUUUUUUAUGCUGCAUAUUUGUUAUAUUGGAUUCGUUAAUAGUAUAUCUUUCUAAUUCUUCGUACAGUGCUCGCUUCAUAGAUCCAAUAUUUGCAAUCCUGUCAUCGAUCUCACUAUUUACCUUUAGUUACUCUUACAUGAAGGAAUCGGGUCUCAUUCUUUUGCAAACCAUUCCAAAUCAUAUCAACAUUCAAUCACUUAAAAGAGAAGCGUUAGAAGCAUUUCCUGGUAUAGUAAACAUACAUGAUUUACAUGUUUGGCAACUAAGAAACGAACAUGUUAUAUCUACUGUCCACAUAAUUUUUUUGGAUUCAACUGUGUACAGAAAUAUCACAGAUGAAGUAAUAUCAUUCUUCGCUGAAAUAGGUGUAACACAAGUAACUGUACAACCAGAAUUUCAUAAGAAAAUAUCAAAUUUCAACAAAUUAGAAUGUCUGAUCACUUGCAAAGAUGAUAGCUGCAAAUCCUCUCAAUGCUGCACAAAGCGGGAAAAUGAUGAUUUUAACAAUUUUGUUACUUGUUAGUUUAAUUUAAAACUAGCGAUGUAUUCCUCGCUCGCUAACGCUCCCUCGGUUAUAGUUGUACUUAUUGUUGUUUACUUACUGUAGUUUAUGUAUAUUAUAUACAUAAUUUAUGUUUUAAAGUAAUAUAUUAUUAAUAUUGUAUAAAAUUUAUCUUAAUUUUGAUCAGUAUCAUUCAAGGAUGAAAUGACAAUUGUUAAAUAUUAAAUGUUUUAAUUUAUUAUAAUUAUAACAACAAUAUUCAUUAUAUUAUAUUAUAUAUUAAUAUAUUAUUUUAUAUUAUAUUAUAUUGCUGUAAAUUGCCCCACAAACACAUGGAAAUUUUGCAAAAAUGUUCAUAAUAAAUCGAAAAACCUUUUAAAA
Leptopilina boulardi is the source of this 1720-nucleotide messenger RNA. It is a transcript of the gene ZnT77C, whose product is annotated as zinc transporter 1. Gene Ontology annotation, molecular function: zinc ion transmembrane transporter activity. Gene Ontology annotation, biological process: detoxification of zinc ion; intracellular zinc ion homeostasis; zinc ion transmembrane transport. The record is from RefSeq and is a predicted model, not a curated record. Lineage: Eukaryota; Metazoa; Arthropoda; Insecta; Hymenoptera; Figitidae. Gene Ontology annotation, cellular component: membrane. The transcript is spliced from 6 exons. The coding region runs from base 254 to 1360 and encodes 368 amino acids.